AUGUUUCAUAAGGCCAAUUCUAACCUGGAAAUCUGUCAUUCUUUUGCAGCUUUGAAAGCAAAUAAGUAUACCCAUGUAGAGAAUUGCUCUAGCUCUGUGAGUAAAUUCAUCCUUUUAGGCUUCCCUUAUACUUGGGAAAUUCGGAUCCUCUGUUUCUCAGUUUUUUCUGGCACAUAUAUUCUGACACUCAUUGGAAAUCUGUGCAUUAUCUGUGCUGUGAGGUGCGACCAUCAACUGCAAACUCCAAUGUACAUCUUGCUGGCCAAUUUUUCCUUCCUGGAGAUCUGGUUUAUCACCUCCACUGUCCCUAAUAUGCUAGCCAACUUUCUUUCUGAGACCAACACCAUCUCCUUCUCUGGAUGUUUCCUCCAGUUCUACUUCUUCUUCUCCAUGGGCACCACUGAGACCCUCUUCUUGUCUGCCAUGGCCUUUGACAGGUACCUUGCCAUCUGCAGGCCCCUUCACUACCCCACUGUCAUGACGGUGCAACGCUGCAUCAGAAUGGGAGCCUGCUGCUGGCUGUGUGGCUUCUUGUACUUCCUCUUGCCUAUAUAUCUAAUCUCUCAACUCCCCUUUUGUUGUCUCAAUAAAAUUGAUCACUUCCUAUGUGACCCAGGACCCCUUAUAAAGCUGUCUUGUGUGCCAGCUCCUGUCACUGAGAUCAUCUGUGCCAUCUACAAUUCAGUCCUCAUUUUCUCCACCUUACUCUUCAUUACCAGCUCCUACACCCUGGUGAUCAGAGCUGUGUUUAGGGUCCCCUCAGCAGAAGGCCGGCAUAAGGCUUUCUCUACCUGUGGCUCCCAUCUGUCUGUAGUGUCUCUGUUCUAUGGCUCUAUUAUGGUCGUAUAUGUGAGCCCAACGGCAGGCAAUCCAGCCGGGAUUCAGAAAUAUGUGACUUUGUUUUAUUCUGUGUUAACUCCACUGUUCAACCCUUUGAUCUAUAGUCUCCGGAAUAAAGAGAUGAAGGAGGCUCUGAGGAAAUUAUUUAAGACUGUGAGAUUUAGGCAGAGGCCUGGCAGAAAUCUUUGA
Cervus elaphus (red deer) is the source of this 1029-nucleotide messenger RNA. RefSeq names its product olfactory receptor 11H4-like. The transcript has a single exon. The record is from RefSeq and is a predicted model, not a curated record. NCBI's taxonomy places the organism in Eukaryota, Metazoa, Chordata, Mammalia, Artiodactyla, Cervidae. Gene Ontology annotation, cellular component: membrane. Bases 1 to 1029 code for a protein of 342 amino acids. Gene Ontology annotation, biological process: G protein-coupled receptor signaling pathway. Gene Ontology annotation, molecular function: olfactory receptor activity; G protein-coupled receptor activity.